GAUGGCUGACGUGGCUGAACCAACAGAAAUACUAACAGAAACCGAUCACUCUCUCGUUUCUGCAAAUUGUGAUUUGGAACAGUUACUAUUUUCUUCCCAAGUGGUUGCUAAUGACCGCGAUGUUUCCAUUCAUUCGCGUUCAACAAAGGCUGCUCGAGUUCAACUUGAGGACUGUGGCUUUUUUGCGGAAGACGAUAUGUCCAAGGAGACACCUCAGUUCGAUAAGGACGAAGAAUUCUCUGACGAUGAAUGCUCAUUAGGCGAUAAAAAGCGAAUCCGACGCCGAAAACCGAAACAGUCGACUCCCUCUUCUAGACAAGCUGUUCAAUCUGAUGACGUUGUUCUACCCUUACCUCCUGACCAGGAAAAACCACAUUGUGAUGUAUGCGAUCGCCUGUUCGAGUACUCCUUCUUACGUCAUAACUUCGACGUCGACGUUUGCGAUGGCUGUCAUGAUCCCAAGGGUAUUCACACUUUGAUCACAAAAUCCACUGCCAAGGAACGCUAUUUGCUCAGCGACACAGACUUGGACCUCCGGGAACCAAAAUUGCGUUUCAUCCUCAAGCGUAAUCCACACAGUUCCUCUUGGAUGGAUAUGCGACUGUAUUUGGAGGCACAGAUCGCAGACCGGGCCUUGUCGAUUUGGGGCAGCGAGGAAAACCUUGAAGCGGAGCGCGAACGCCGUCUUUCUCGAGUGCAGGAAAUAAAGCUGAAACGUUACAGCAGAAAAAUCAAAGAACUCAAGGUUCAAACACGCAGCAGCCUGUUUAUGAAAACCCACACCACUCACGAACACAGCUUCGGGCCAGAAGUUCACGAUACUGAAAAUGACGUCUAUGUCAAACGCUGUACAACUUGUAAUUAUGAAACAACUUUUGAAAAAUUAUAAAUCUGCACUUUUUAUUGAAAACAACUGGGCACUUGCCUCCGUCAUAGAUUGUAAUUCUUUCCCACUUGCCCUCCAAUCCUGUCUCCACGUUUUAAGUUC
This is a messenger RNA of Dicrocoelium dendriticum, 988 nucleotides long. The record is from the annotation of a GenBank genome assembly. Lineage: Eukaryota; Metazoa; Platyhelminthes; Trematoda; Plagiorchiida; Dicrocoeliidae.